Messenger RNA from Indicator indicator, 2624 nucleotides. RefSeq names its product signal transducer and activator of transcription 3 (gene STAT3). Gene Ontology annotation, biological process: cell surface receptor signaling pathway via JAK-STAT; defense response; leptin-mediated signaling pathway. The record is from RefSeq and is a predicted model, not a curated record. Gene Ontology annotation, molecular function: RNA polymerase II cis-regulatory region sequence-specific DNA binding; DNA-binding transcription factor activity, RNA polymerase II-specific. NCBI's taxonomy places the organism in Eukaryota, Metazoa, Chordata, Aves, Piciformes, Indicatoridae. The coding region runs from base 1 to 2313 and encodes 770 amino acids. The transcript has 23 exons.
AUGGCGCAGUGGAACCAGCUGCAGCAGCUUGACACGAGGUACCUGGAACAGCUCCACCAGCUCUACAGCGACAGCUUCCCCAUGGAGCUCCGGCAGUUCCUGGCCCCGUGGAUCGAGAGCCAGGACUGGGCAUACGCUGCCAGCAAGGAGUCCCAUGCCACGCUGGUGUUCCACAACCUGCUUGGGGAGAUCGACCAACAGUACAGCCGCUUCCUGCAGGAGUCCAACGUCCUCUACCAGCACAACCUGCGCCGCAUCAAGCAGUUCCUGCAGAGCAGGUACCUGGAGAAGCCAAUGGAGAUCGCCCGGAUCGUGGCUCGCUGCCUGUGGGAGGAGUCCCGGCUGCUGCAGACAGCUGCCACUGCAGCCCAGCAAGGAGGACAGGCAACACAUCCUACAGCAGCUGUGGUGACAGAGAAGCAGCAGAUGCUGGAGCAGCACCUGCAGGAUGUGAGGAAGAGGGUGCAGGAUCUGGAGCAGAAGAUGAAAGUGGUAGAGAACCUCCAGGAUGAUUUUGAUUUUAACUACAAGACUUUGAAGAGCCAGGGAGACAUGCAGGACCUGAAUGGGAACAACCAAUCUGUGACCCGGCAGAAGAUGCAGCAGCUGGAGCAGAUGCUGACGGCACUGGACCAGAUGCGGAGGGGCAUCGUGAGCGAGCUGGCAGGGCUGCUCUCGGCCAUGGAGUAUGUGCAGAAGAUGCUGGCAGAUGAGGAGCUGGCAGACUGGAAGAGGCGGCAGCAGAUUGCCUGCAUUGGUGGCCCUCCCAACAUCUGCCUGGACCGCCUGGAGAACUGGAUAACCUCCCUGGCUGAAUCUCAGCUGCAGACCCGGCAGCAGAUCAAGAAGUUGGAGGAGCUGCAGCAGAAGGUGUCCUACAAGGGUGACCCAAUUGUGCAGCACCGACCCAUGCUGGAGGAGAGGAUCGUGGAGCUGUUCCGCAACCUGAUGAAGAGUGCUUUCGUGGUGGAGAGGCAACCCUGCAUGCCCAUGCACCCUGACCGGCCCCUAGUCAUCAAAACUGGUGUCCAGUUCACCACCAAAGUCAGGCUGUUGGUCAAGUUUCCAGAGCUCAACUACCAGCUGAAGAUCAAAGUCUGCAUUGACAAGGACUCUGGGGAUGUUGCAGCACUUCGGGGGUCCCGCAAGUUUAACAUCCUAGGGACAAACACCAAGGUGAUGAACAUGGAGGAGUCGAACAAUGGCAGCCUCUCAGCAGAGUUCAAACACCUGACCCUGCGGGAGCAGCGCUGCGGCAACGGCGGCAGAGCCAACUGCGACGCCUCGCUGAUCGUCACUGAAGAGCUGCACCUCAUCACCUUCGAGACAGAGGUGUACCACCAGGGGCUGAAGAUCGACCUGGAGACUCACUCGCUGCCUGUGGUGGUCAUCUCCAACAUCUGCCAGAUGCCCAAUGCCUGGGCAUCCAUCCUGUGGUACAACAUGCUGACCAACAACCCCAAGAAUGUGAACUUCUUCACCAAACCUCCCAUCGGGACCUGGGACCAGGUGGCAGAGGUGCUGAGCUGGCAGUUCUCCUCCACCACGAAGCGUGGGCUCAGCAUCGAGCAGCUGACAACUCUGGCAGAGAAGCUCCUGGGGCCAGGUGUGAAUUACUCCGGAUGCCAGAUCACCUGGGCCAAGUUCUGCAAGGAGAACAUGGCUGGCAAAGGCUUCUCCUUCUGGGUCUGGCUGGACAACAUCAUUGACUUGGUGAAGAAGUACAUCCUGGCGCUGUGGAACGAAGGGUACAUCAUGGGCUUCAUCAGCAAGGAGCGGGAGCGUGCCAUCCUCAGCACCAAGCCGCCAGGCACCUUCCUGCUGCGCUUCAGCGAGAGCAGCAAGGAGGGUGGCAUCACCUUCACCUGGGUGGAGAAGGACAUCAGUGGGAAGACCCAGAUCCAGUCGGUGGAGCCCUACACUAAGCAGCAGCUGAACAAUAUGUCCUUUGCUGAGAUCAUCAUGGGCUACAAAAUCAUGGAUGCCACCAACAUCCUGGUGUCCCCCCUGGUGUACCUGUACCCAGACAUCCCCAAGGAGGAGGCCUUUGGGAAAUACUGCCGCUCUGAGAGCCAGGAGCACUCUGAGGCCACUGACUCAGGUAGUGCUGCUCCAUAUCUGAAGACCAAGUUCAUCUGUGUCACCCCCACCACCUUCAGCAGCACCAUCGACCUGCCCAUGUCCCCACGCACCCUGGACUCCCUCAUGCAGUUCGGCAGCAGCGAUGGCGCAGAGGCCAAGGCUGGAGGGCAGUUUGAGUCGCUGACCUUCGACAUGGAGCAGACUCCAGAGUGUGCCUCGUCCCCCAUGUGAGCUCUGCCAGGGCUUGGCCUCCUGCCUCCCAAGCUGCUCUGGGCUGGGGUCCUUGCACCGGUUCCUUGUCUGACCCAAACCAACCCUCCUGCUCCAGGGUGGUGCCACUUGGCUCUUGGGGAGGAGAGGGGGGUGAACCUUUUUCAAUUGCCUUCCAUAAGGGUUUUUUAUUCUUGUGUUGCUCAUCCAAGUGCCUACUGGCUCUGGCUGCAGCCCUGCUUGCUGCCAAUGCUUCUGCUGCCUCCCUGCCUGCCAGGGCCCCACAGCCUUGGGGCUCCUAUGAGCUCAGUGCUGCCUCCAGAUGCCUGAGA